AUGCCCCAACGAUCUACCGCUGUGGAUUUUUCAAAUCUACUAAAUCCUGAAUCUCCGUCUGAAGACUCUCGGGAGACCUCUCUAUCCACGUCUGCCUCCGCCCCCAAGUCAACGUCAACGUCAACGUCAACGUCAACAUCAAUUUCCGCUUCCGCUUCAGCGACAUCCUCACCUACCCAGUCGAACAUGGCCUCAUCCUCUCCCGUGAGCCUCCUACCGCCGCUGGUCAAAGCUGGACGUGCUACAAUUACUGAAGAAUCCCGACAAAGCCUACCGCGGCCCUACAAAUGUCCUCUCUGCGACAGGGCUUUCCACCGCCUCGAGCAUCAGACACGGCACAUUCGAACCCAUACGGGGGAAAAGCCACAUGCCUGCCAGCACCCGGGCUGUGCGAAGCGCUUCAGCCGCUCUGAUGAGCUCACCCGUCAUUCUCGUAUCCACAACAACCCAAACUCGAGACGGAGUCACAAGGCGGCGGCCCAGCAGCAACAACUUCAACAGCAUCAUAUCGCUACAACCGCCUUGUCAAAUGGCCCAAACACCUCACCAAACACCCCGCCCAGGUCCAUGAUGCCUCCCCCCCCAGGGAAGCCCAUUGCCAGGUCUGCCCCUGUAUCCCAGGUGGGCUCACCUAAUGUCUCCCCUCCGCACUCCUACACAAAUUACGCUUCGCACAUGCCCUCGACUCUGGGGCCCUAUGGUAGAAGUGGAAGUGGAGUUGGAACUGAUGGUCGACCUUCAGCCGCAAUGGACAUCAACAUGCUGGCAACCGCAGCUUCACAGGUUGAACGCGACGACCACCACUUUCUCCACCACCAACACCACCACCAUCAUCAUCACCAUCAUCAUCAGCAGCAGCAGCAGCAGCAACCACCCUACCACUUAUCCUCCCCGCACCAGGUGCGCACCUCGCCUCUCUACACCGCCUCCCGCUCCCCUUACCACCACUCCCUCAACAACUCCCACAAUAGCACAAGCCGCCUCCCCUCUCUCUCAGCCUACGCCAUCUCCAACUCUCACAGCACGCACCCAAUGAGCCGCUCUCACUCUCACUCCGAUGAAGACCGUGAGAUCAGCAUCCACCGCGCCAAGCGCUCCCGCCCUUCCUCCCCCGACUCCACUGCCCCAUCCUCCCCAACUCUGUCCCACGACUCCCUCUCGCCAACCCCAGACUAUACCCCGCUCGCAACACCAGCCCACUCCCCGCGCCUCCGCCCUUUCUCCUCCUUCACAUCUAGCGGUGGCGUCCUCAGCGACCUGCAACUCCCCUCCAUCCGCCAAUUGUCCCUGCACGGCCAUCACACACCCGGCCCGGCCCUGGCACCCAUGGAGCCGGAGCCGCAGACAGAUGGCAUGCCGAUGCAUCACCACUACGUGGCGCAGUCGCAGGGACAAAAGCAGCAUAAUACCGGUCCGAGCAUUAGCGAUAUCAUGCACAGAGCCGAUGGAACGCAGAGGAAGUUGCCUGUGCCUCUCGUGCCCAAGGUGGCGGUGCAUGAUGUGUUGGGUUUGGGACAUCAUGGGGUUGGACUUGGUGGGAUUAGUGGGGCGGGGAGUGGACUUUCGUCGGGGUCGUCGUCGGUAACUGGGUCGGUUGCGGGGGGAGAUUUGGGGGAGAGAUAUUAG
Messenger RNA from Paracoccidioides brasiliensis Pb18, 1626 nucleotides. RefSeq lists its product as uncharacterized. The transcript has a single exon. The coding region runs from base 1 to 1626 and encodes 541 amino acids. Gene Ontology annotation, cellular component: cytoplasm; nucleus. Gene Ontology annotation, molecular function: RNA polymerase II cis-regulatory region sequence-specific DNA binding. The record is from RefSeq and is a predicted model, not a curated record.